Esox lucius (northern pike) is the source of this 3680-nucleotide messenger RNA. It is a transcript of the gene ngef, whose product is annotated as neuronal guanine nucleotide exchange factor. The record is from RefSeq and is a predicted model, not a curated record. The coding region runs from base 305 to 2689 and encodes 794 amino acids. The transcript is spliced from 16 exons. NCBI's taxonomy places the organism in Eukaryota, Metazoa, Chordata, Actinopteri, Esociformes, Esocidae. Gene Ontology annotation, molecular function: protein binding; guanyl-nucleotide exchange factor activity. Gene Ontology annotation, biological process: activation of GTPase activity.
UGCCACAAGACACUGUACGCGUCGUUUGGCACCUCACUGGAGGACCUGUGGGGGACCAGGCAGGUGUGCUGAUGUCCAGCAUGUUGUGUGUGGAGUGACUAACCCCACACAGGAGAAUACGCACCUGAGGAAUACACUGAAGAUCCCCAGAGGAGCGACAUAUCAGAAAAAAAGUGAUCAGUGAUGGUUGUGCUCCUGAAUUCCUUAGUACAGCCAAACCUUACAGGGACUACCCCAUCGUUCCAGAUCUGAGGAGAGGGACUGGGACCGCGCAACAACCCAAGGGAACUGGCCACCGGUUGCGAUGACGGCACUGUUCAGGGUCUUAUGGGGUCAAAAGCAGUCAGAGCCCCAAGAGAAGAGGCCCGCUGCGCCGGUGCACCCUAGCAACCAUGAGGAGGACUCGGAAGAUGACGGCCGGAUCAUCACUCCCAUUCGCAGGAACUCCCGCUUCUACCGCUCCAUGAGAAAGAAGAGGCUGGCCUCGUCAGAUCUCGAAAGCCCUGCACGCUCUCCGAGGCCUGGCCCAGAGCCCAGCCCAGCCAGUGGGUCAGGCAACAGCUCCCUCGGUGUCCCUGUUCUCCAGAAACCUUCUCUAUCACCACGGGCAAAACGUACGCCAACCUCUCCGCAUCCACCCCAUUCCGGAACUGAGUUGCCAAGCAACGGGGAGCUGAGGAGCCCACGUGCGCCUCCUAGUGGGGAGCUUUCCCCACUUUGGACUAGGAGAGGAGGAAGAGGAGGAGGAGGAGAAGGAGCGGGGUGGCAGAGUGCCGAUGGUUCCCCAGCAAACGGACAGUGUGGUGGGGGCUCUUCCUCCUCCUCUUCCUCCUCCUCUGUUCCCAGGGCUCUGCCGUACAGGACGCACGGAAUGCACACUGGAGACAUGGAGCGCCUCUCGGAACGCACCGCUGUCGCCUGCUCCAUUCAGGAGCCCAGAAGGGACACACUGUCACCAAAACCAGCGGAGGAGGUGACCGACGUAGGCGGUUUCAAACUCAGGUUAGAGAGAAAUGGAGAAGGGGAGGGCACAACACCGCUAAAAAAAGAACCCAUCUGCCACCGCAUCAACAUUGUCAAGAACAUCGCUUUCCUGUACCAGGAGUACCGGGACACCUCCAAGCAGCAGGAGAUUGAGCAGCGGCGGCAGCAGGAUGGGUUGACCUCUGGGGUCAGUGCGGGGUCGGGAGCGACAUCCCCACCGGCCCUGCAGCUGCAGCUGAGGAACAACUCCCGCUCUCUCAGCCUGUGGCAAAACCUGGAGGUCGUGCAGCAGAGUGGCCUGCUCACCCAGCUGCCCCAGCGAGAGGUCAUCAUACAGGAGGCCAUGUUUGAACUGGUGACCUCAGAGGCCUCCUACUACAAGAGUUUGGAAUUAUUAGAGACCCACUUCCUGAAGAAUCCACAACUGGUCCAAACCCUCAGCCAAUCAGACAUGCACUUCCUGUUCUCCAACAUCGAGGAGGUGAUGAAGGCCAGUGAGAGGUUCCUGAUGGACCUUGAGAACCGUAUAGAAGAAUCCAUUCAGAUCUCAGAGGUGUGUGACAUCGUCUACGAACACGCCGUCAAGCACUUCCAUGUCUUCAUCACCUAUGUAAUCAACCAGGUGUACCAGGAGAAGAACUACCGACGCAUUCUACUGGGGAACCAGCAGUUCCGUGAGGCCAUGUCUCAGCUGGAGAACCAGCCUGCUGUCAGAGGCCUCUCCUUCACGUCCUUCCUCAUCCUCCCCUUCCAGAGGAUCACACGGCUCAAACUGUUAGUCCAGAACAUUUUGAAGAAAGCUGAGGAGAAUUCUGAGAGGGAGGCCAAUGCCAUCAAAGCUCACCAGCAGCUGGAGCAGAUUGUGAAGGAGUGCAACGAGGGUGUGAGGAAGAUGAGCCGUACAGAAGAACUCAUUAGCAUUGAGAAAACGUUGGAGUUCAAAUCUAAGUCAGUGCCGGUGAUCUCCCACUCACGCUGGCUGCUGAAGAAGGGGGAAGUGCAGCAGAUGGGCGGGCCCAAGAGCACCAGGACCAUGCGAAGCAAGAAGCUUUACCAGCCACUUUACCUGUUCCUCUUUAACAACCUGUUGCUGAUCACCAAGCGCAGCUCCAGUGGUGAGAAGUUCCAGGUGCUUGACUCGUGCACACGGGCCAUGUUGAGGACUGAAGACCUGGAUGAUCAAGGCCAGAUGUUGGCCUAUGUGUUUAACCUAAAACUCCUGGAGAAUCAGGAGGACAGGCCUGUCAGUUAUAUGCUAAAGACCUCCAGCAUGAGUGAUAAGCUGCGUUGGAUAUGUGCCCUUACGCCAAAUCGCCGCACGCGGUUUAUGUCCACCAGCACCCACCAACCAGACUCUCCCCAGGUGCAGUGCAUUCAGUCAUACUCGUCUCAGGAGCCAGAUGAGCUGUCCAUAGAGAUGGCCGAUGUGCUGAACAUCCUGGAGAGGACGGACGAUGGCUGGAUGAUGGGCGAGAGGCUCCAUGAUGGAGAGAGGGGUUGGUUCCCCUGUCGGGUGGUAGAGGAGAUCCAGAACCAGGAGGUGCGAGCCCAGAAUAUUAGGGAGUGUCAGAGAAUCCACCUAGCCCAGGGAGGGGGCACUGCUUCAGGGGCCAGAUUGGGCUCCAGGGGUGGGAGGCGUACCCCGAAAACCCCCAAAGUCUCCAACUUCUUUGGUACCUGGAGUGACCAGUCAGAGGAAGUGUAAAGCACAUUACAUUUACCCUUUAAGUGAUUACUGGGAACCCCCUGGCAGCCAUCUUUACUGGACUAAAUGGAUCAAACCCUGUGUUGAUGGUUUGCCCAACUCAGGUGGUUUAAAUGCGCCAGGGUUUAGGUUCCCAGGCUCCCCUAAUUGGUCCUAAGAUCAAAGCACUUAUAAACAAACAAACUUUCUUCCAUAACACCAAACACUGCAUGUCUUACACAAUGACAUUCCAGAAGAAAGAAUGAUUCAGCACUAACAGUGAAACGGCACAGGAAGGCUAAGAAGGAAUUGGAGCUACGCAAGUGUUAGUAGAACUGAGGCAAUGAGUGGGAGAAUAGCAUGUGAAUACAUCGUGAACACGCCUCAUUUGCAUGGAUGUGUUUUGUUCUUUCACUUUUGAAGUGCUUUUUUUUACAGAGAAUCACAACUCCCAGAACUGGCUUGAUGAUCCACCCUUUUGUUUAGAGCCACUCCUCUUUUGAAAAAAGAACAGGGUUUAACAACAGGUCAACAGGCAUGGACUGGAAAUUGACUAUGAAUGUCUCAUUUAACUCUAAAUAGAACAAUGACAUAACGGCUCAAUAUUGGGCAGGAGGUUCAUAAAUGGACAAGAUGAGCACUACAGAAUAACAGGCUUUAAAUAAACACUGGACAUGUGUUAAGGGGGCCAGUCCUCAAGCAAGUACCGACACGCCACACACACGCACACACACACACAAGCACACACACACGUACACAAGGAAUUCCUGCACAACCAGUCCAACGCCAAAACCCCUGCACACACACCCGGUCCUAAAGAGUCAGCAAAGAAUGUAAGAGCACACUGACAGCACUGGAUGGCAUUGAUAUGGGUGUGUGUGUAUGAUGAGUUUAUGUAUACUGGAAACCUUGAAUGUUUAAUAGGUGAUGAAAUAAUAAUUACUCAAUAAUUGUCAUUUCAUUUUGUAAGAUGUAAUUUAUUGUUAAUAAAACAAAAUCAAAUUCAAAUGGA